AUGAGUUCCAAAGAUGAAUCUCCCGAACAACUGAUUCUUCUUGUUAGUGCUAUCUUUGCCUUGAUUUCGUGCAUCAUGUCUAUGCUGGCUAUUACGACUUCUGGGUGGCAAAUUGAUAGUAACGACAACAAAACAGGCCUUUUCCGAAGUUGCUAUAAAGAUAGAUGCACAAGUGUAGCAGAACGACAUGAGACUGCAAUUGUAUUUGCCAUUCUUGGUCAAGUGUUGAUUCUCGUUGGGAUUAUCAGUUCAUUCAUGAAUGCAUUUAUCUAUCAACACUGCCUGGGUUCGAUUUGUGUAACCAGUUGUCUGAUUUUCGCGUCGAGCUUCUUCUGGAUUACCAUUCUAACCAUUAAUUUACAAUUGUACUUGAAUGGUGGAAGCGCGAUUAUAUUCAACGCAGCUUUGUCAUUUUCCUUACUGGCAACAUUCACGUCAUCGUUUGCAUUGGGUACAUUUUUUACAAGAAGAAAUAAACAGAUACAAUCAAGAAUAUCAACUAUACCUUUGCGGAUAUCAUCCUCGAGUGAAUUCUAUCGAUACGGAGAGACAGUGACCAAAUAUCCCCGAAUUGGAUUUGAUUAA
Messenger RNA from Adineta ricciae, 585 nucleotides. The record is from the annotation of a GenBank genome assembly. Lineage: Eukaryota; Metazoa; Rotifera; Eurotatoria; Adinetida; Adinetidae.